This is a messenger RNA of Corylus avellana, 947 nucleotides long. The record is from RefSeq and is a predicted model, not a curated record. NCBI's taxonomy places the organism in Eukaryota, Viridiplantae, Streptophyta, Magnoliopsida, Fagales, Betulaceae.
CAAGCCCUUGAGAUUUGGUUCCAUUGUAGAGAUCAUGGGUUCAGUUGAAGCCAAAAAACCCCAUGCAGUGUCUUCCAUUCCCAGCACAAGGGCAUGUCACCCCCAUGAUGAGAUUAGCAAAGCUCCUACACUCAAGGGGUUUCCACAUAACCUUUGUCAAUACCGAGUUCAACCACAUGCGACUAAUCCGGUCCAAAGGACCCGACUACAUAAAGGGGCUACCGGAUUUCCGGUUUGAAACUAUACCGGAUGGGUUGCCGCCGUCCGACCGUGAUGCAACACAAGAUGUCCCUGCCCUAUGUGAUUCCACAAGAAAGAAUUGUUUGGCCCCGUUUAAAGAGCUUGUGAUUAAGCUUAACUCAUUGUCUAAUCAAGUGCCUCGAGUCACUUGUAUUGUUUCGGAUGUGCUUAUGGGUUUUGGUCGUGAAGCUGGAAAACAGCUAGGCAUCCCGGAGGUUCAAUUUUGGCCUGCUUCAGCUUGUGGUUUCAUGGCAUGCUUGAAUUUCGAAGAACUCAUCAAAAGAGGCAUUAUUCCAUUCAAAGAUGAAAGCUUCAAAGAUGAUGGCACACUUGACACACCAAUUGACUGGAUUCCGGGCAUGAAAAACAUGCGGCUUAAGGACCUUCCUACAUUCAUUAGAAUCACUGAUACUAAUGAAAUCAUGUUCGAUUUUGUGAGAUCAGAAACACAGAAUUGCUUGAAUUCUUCUGCAAUCGUUUUCAACACAUUUGAUGAGUUUGAAUACGAAGUCAACCAUAAUGUAAAACGUGAUGAGAUUGAAGCACUUAUUAAAGAAGGAAUGGAUGGAAAUAAGGGGAAGGCAAUGAAGCAAAAGGCACUAGAAUGGAAAAAGAAAGCAGUGGAAACUACUGAUAUUGGAGGUUCAUCUUUCAAGAAUUUUGAAAAGUUAAUUAAGGAGGUUCUCUAUGGUCCAUAUGGCAACUAA